Messenger RNA from Candidula unifasciata, 438 nucleotides. The record is from the annotation of a GenBank genome assembly. Lineage: Eukaryota; Metazoa; Mollusca; Gastropoda; Stylommatophora; Geomitridae.
AUGCCCAAAUUCAAUUUUUGUGGCCUCCGUCCUCGCAAACCUAAGAAACUUCCUAAAUAUGACGAUGACUUUGAUGUAUUUUGCAAGUGGAAUGACGAUGAGAACACAUUCAACUGCGUCGUGCCUCUGGAUAAGGAGGACUUUAAAGAUGUCAUCAAGGAGGCUGACCUUGCCUUGAUAUUCUUUUUCCACCCAGAACUCCCCGAUAUGGAAAAAGGCCGGCAAAACUUCUAUCAGGCGGCGCUUCAUUCGCAAAGGAAAAACCACAUUUUUGGAUCUCUCAACUGUCUGGAAGAACCAGAGAUUUGCUGCAAGGUGGGAAUAGAGACGGUUCCUACCAUGAAGCUGUUUGCCGGUAGACGAGUCGCGGGAGAGAAAGAUCCGACAGCAAUAGAUUACAUGAGCAUCCUCAAAUGGAUGGACUCUUUCAGAAUCUAA